UCACAGUCCAACCAGCUGCCUGGUCUUCAUCCUCUUCGUCAUCAGCUGCUUCUUCCUCGCUGCUUCUCUCCAUUGAAGACACCUGACUGGCUGACCUUAACUAAAGCAAAGUGUUAGUUAUUCUGUUCCCGUUAACAUCUGAAAGUGGACUUUGGUUCGCCGCGCUUCCCUGCGACCUUCGGCCCACCUGAAGCACCAGCGGACGCCGCCGCUAUGUUUCCUCUCGACUCGCCGUGGAACAUCUCGUUUGCGGGUUGCGGGUUCCUCGGCAUCUACCACGUCGGUGUUGGCAGCUGUCUGCUGGAACACGCUCCUUUUCUGGUGCAAAACGCCCGGCACAUAUAUGGGGCAUCCGCUGGAGCCCUCACUGCCACUGCUUUGGUCACUGGGAUCUGUCUCGGUGAGACUGGUGCAAGUAUCAUCGAUGUUGCCAAAGAGGCGAGGAAGCGGUUCCUCGGACCCAUGCAUCCUUCCUUUAACUUGGUGAAGAUUAUGCGUCACAUGCUGCGCAGGACUCUGCCAGCUGACUGCCACCACGAGGCCAACGGGCGGUUAGGAAUCUCUCUUACCCGAGUGUCAGACGGAGAAAAUGUCCUGGUGUCACACUUCAACAACAAGGAGGAGGUGGUGCAGGCAUGUGUCUGCAGUGCCUACAUCCCAGUGUAUUGUGGCCUCAUCCCUCCCACACUGCAAGGAGUGCGAUAUGUGGACGGAGGAAUCUCAGACAACCUGCCUCAGUAUGAGCUGAAAAAUACGAUCACUGUGUCCCCGUUCUCCGGAGAGAGCGACAUCUGCCCAAGAGACACCUCCACCAACAUACACGAGCUACGAUUCACCAACACAAGCAUCCAGUUCACUCUCACCAACCUCUACAGAGUCUCCAGGGCACUUUUCCCUCCAGACCCGAUGGUUAUGAAGGCCAUGUGUAAACAGGGAUAUCAAGAUGCUCUGCACUUUUUAAAGAGGAAUGGAUUGCUUCAUUUCAAUGGACCUCACAGAGAGCGGCUUCUGCUGGCUAAUGAUGAAGAAAAUGAGGAUUGUAAUGAGGAGGACAACAACAGUGAUGGAGAGGAGGAACAGCCACAUGUGGAAGAGGGAGCAGUCAUGGUUCAUUGCAGUUCCUCAAUAGAGGAGCAUAUCAUCGAACACCUUCCACCCAUUCUGCACAAAGCUCUAAUCGAGGCCUGCAUGGAGAGGAGGAGCCCGAUGCAGUCGCUAAGCAACCUGCUUCCUGUCCGGAUGGCGUCAACCAUGAUGCUCCCCUACACUCUCCCUUUGGAGUCUGCUUUGUCCUUGACUCUCAGACUUCUGGAGUGGCUGCCAGAUGUGCAAGAAGAUGUCGGAUGGAUUCGAGAUCAGCUGUUAAAAAUCCUACAGCAUGUUCUUCGCCAGGCCUCCAAAAGCAUUUCCCAGCAAGUAUCUGCCAGGUUUUACUGGCAGCUGGAGUUGCACCACUACCAGUCCCUGCCAUCCCAGUUCAGCUCCACCAGCCUGUUUUCCAACUGGGUUAAUGAGAGCAGUUCUUCAGUUCUGGAUGUCUUCACGCGCCUUGACCAAUACAAGAGGCAGCUGCUGUCCGGAGGGCUGUCCAUCAACAUGGAUCUGCAAGGCUCCUUCAAAACGAGCCCUCCCUCCAGCCUGUCCCCUGAAGGCCUCACAAUGGUUGUGAUUGAUAACACACCUGCUGUCGACUCUGGAUAAACCUGCAGCAGCUCCUGAGAGCCUCCGCCGGGGUUUCUGCUGCAGAUGCUUCAGCACUGAGGUUCAGAUGGACUUAUUCUAGAUCCAGAAACAUUUCUAGAGAAUUUGCAUCCGACUUUAAAAUAGGUUUACACCCUGUAAUUUAGAUUUUCUUUUAAGAUGCCAGGAAGACGUUUGUACUCAAAGAGCCCCUUUGUAUAGUUGAUGGAAAUGGUAAUUUACCAUAUUUACACCUUGUGUGUUAAAUAUUUUGGAUUAACGCAUGACACUGAAAUAAGUCUUUAGCUACAUUAUAACCAGGUAAGCCCAUAGACACAGUGUGUCUGUAGGUCUACAGAUGUGCAUUUAAACGCAGCACAUGUGCUCAAACAUGUACAAACUUGAAUUUUAGGAUGUUACAAGCAUAAAUGUACACUUGAAGUAGCAUUCUUAAAAAAGGUCAAUGUUAAUGUUUUUGUGGAAUGUAGUCUUGUGGACUUGUAGUCAAACGUUCCUCCUGCAUCCCGUUAUGAGUCACUUCUGACCAACAGUGGAUGCACCAAUCUGUUUGUUACAGGUAUAAGUUCCUUUAUUAAUGCAAGUAUCAAUGCAGUAUUGUGGAAAGAAUAUUGGCUUUUUGAUGUAUGGAUGUCAAUGUAUUAUGCCUUUGCAAAUAUUUAUAUGAAAAAUACAAGACAGCUGUGAUCUGUUUACCCAAUCAUAGAAAAGUGUUUCUAGAAUCUUGAUUUACUCACAUGUACUUUACAACUCUUUUUUUCUACACAUUAUUGAAUUUCUGCUUAAAAAAUCACAAAUUUUAAAUUUAAUGCAAAUAGUAAAUUAAAAAAGAUUUUAUUUUCAUAAUCAAAGAAUUUAACCUGAAAUGCACUUUCAGAGUUUCCUAGUUAAUAUCUUACCUGUAGGAAAACUUGUAUUAUACUGUUUACUUAAAUAAAUAAUGUUGUGCCUUGAACUUUAACUAAACAAUAGCCAGGGGAAUCUAGCACAUCGUCAAAUUGUUGCAGGGAACAAUAUUUAUGUGAUCAUUAAAUAAACUGGUAUUGUUUAA
This is a messenger RNA of Cyclopterus lumpus (lumpfish), 2749 nucleotides long. It is a transcript of the gene pnpla2, whose product is annotated as patatin-like phospholipase domain containing 2. Lineage: Eukaryota; Metazoa; Chordata; Actinopteri; Perciformes; Cyclopteridae. Gene Ontology annotation, cellular component: lipid droplet; cytoplasm; membrane. The coding region runs from base 214 to 1701 and encodes 495 amino acids. The record is from RefSeq and is a predicted model, not a curated record. The transcript has 10 exons. Gene Ontology annotation, molecular function: triacylglycerol lipase activity. Gene Ontology annotation, biological process: positive regulation of triglyceride catabolic process; lipid homeostasis; triglyceride catabolic process.